Amoebophrya sp. A120 is the source of this 1438-nucleotide messenger RNA. NCBI's taxonomy places the organism in Eukaryota, Dinophyceae, Syndiniales, Amoebophryaceae. The record is from the annotation of a GenBank genome assembly.
AUGGUGGUGAAAGUCUCGCAGCUGGUCUCUCGCGCCCAGUUUCAGCCGCGCGUAGGGGCUUUGGAAAAGAAGGAGACCCCUGUGAGCACGAUUGAGUCCAGCAGCUCCUCCUCCACGGCAAUCAGCAGCAGCGCCGCAAGUGAGACAGCGGCGUGCGAAGCGGUGCAAAUUUUGGAGGAGUACGUGCACAAGGACAUUCCGACGCACGCCCACUCCGCCUUGCGCGCGGGAGCGGCUGACGCGGGGGAGAUCGUGUUAAAGAAGGUCCUACCGCUGUGUCGUCUAGCCGGUCGAGAAAUGGCGAAAACGGCGAAUCAUUUAGAAAUUGCGCUAAUCAGUCGACACUACAAGGAGAAGCUUCCCCCCGCGCCGACGGCUUUUACGCACGAGGUGGUCUGCAAGCGGGCGGACCACUUUCUCGAGCCGAAAGUGCUGUUGGCCGUGGAUGGGCAGAACGCGCUACACGCAGCCUUGGUCACUGGGCUUUCCCCAGCGGGAAUCAGCCUAGCCGCAGGCAGCGCAUCAGCAGCGGCGACGACGAUUCAGGACGCGCUCUUGGAAUUUCCCGCGUUGUGUAAGCACUCAGUGUCGGACAGAGAAGGGGUUAUCCGCCUCUGGACCACGGAGGAGCGCUUUUUUGCCCGCGAAGACGAGGAGGAGAGUCCACGCAAACGGUCUGCAGGGUCGACAAAUAAGACCUCUACGCAUCAGUCGAUCAAGCAAGCGCUUUUCUACGACAGUAUUCUUGCCGUGGAGCAGAUCUACUCCAGCCUGCACGAGGUGCACCUUGUUUCGUCACUUCUGGUUAGCUUCCUGGGAACGAUGUCGGGGGAAGAUUUCGCGAGGCAUUUUCGAAUUUCGAAGACGCCUCCAGCAGCAGAAGAUCAUGCUCCUGUAGGUGGAGAAAGUGCUGACAACUCGCGAGAAGACAAAAACAAGAAGAAGAUCCAAACAAAAGUUCUGUCGGCGCUCCGAUUUCUCGAGGAGUACAUGCUGGAAAACACAGAGUCACUGUUCCGGGAGAUCCUGCAUUUUUUCAGCAAGGAAGCCUCUUCAGUCAAUGAACAGGACUUCAAUAUUCAUGUCUACGCAACCGAUGUGGAUGAUUACGAUCCGUUGCUGAGAAACGCGCGGCCGCAGCACGUACCCCAGACCCUCGACGACAUGUUUCAGGACAACUUUUUCGAAAAGCCCUGCACCGAUGUGAGUCUGUACACAAAGAUUCCAGAAGACUUUUCAGGUGUGCAUUUGGUUCUCGUGAGGGGAAAGGAAACGAGAGUAUUCAGCUUUUAUCACGAUUGAUAUAAUUUGAGGGCGUGGUUAUUCGCAGAUCAGUGAUUUGAUCGAUCCGUAUCUAUUCAGCACAAUGAUCAUCAACAGAAAGAUUUGUGGUCGGGCGCUGUCGCGACUGCGGGUGUUCUCGUUGACUGAGCGGGAG